GGGCACCGCCGCCCGCCGCCGGGCAGGAUGGCUUUGACUUGGAUUCAAAUACCAACAGAGAGCAGAGCUCCCCUCCAAAGAGAGACUGUGACAAUUGGAUAGACUUUUCCAAAAUGUACAAUUCAAACCAAGAGUAUUACUUGAAGCUGGAAGAGUUGAAGAAUGCCCACAUGGAGACCAUGGCAAAACUGGAAAGUAUGUAUAGGAACAAACCCUAUUUAAAAGGAGUCCAAGCCUUGGAUAAGAGAAAUGACACCUCUCCAAAGUGCUGUAGGCCAACUUGGGACAAGAGCUCGUAUCAGCCUCUUAACCUGCACAAAUCCUUUUCAGACUCAGACUUAAGUGAUCCAUUGGACUCAAGUGUAUCCGACGUGUCUGAGGUAGAAUUAGUGUUUGAAGAAAACAGCAGUGAAACUGAAUCAUCCUCGUUUGCUAGGCAGCAGAUUGAAAAAAUGUGGGAUGGGUUCUCUCUGGCAGAGUACAUCUCCCGUGCCAAGCACAGCUUGCCCAGCUCACCACCCUGCAGGAAGGUGCCCGCGAAACAGAAAGCGUGGUCUCCCAGAAUCACCGUGCCCAAACCCUUCCAGAUGACCAUCAGGGAAGCCCAGAAGAAAGAGCAGAACAUCAAAUCCAAGUCACAGAUUGAACUGGAAAAUCACUUGCUGAAGAAGCAGCUGGAGGAGGAGGCAGAGUGUCAGAAGAAAUUCCGAGCCAAUCCCGUGCCCGCCGCCGUCCUGCUGCCGCUCUACCACGACAUCGUGCAGCGGAACGAGGAGCGCAGGAGGUCUGUGAGGGAGAGGAGCAAACUCAAGCUCCUGGCUUCCCAAAAGCCAUUUAAAUUCAUUGAGAGAGAGAGGCAAAGGAGAGAAGCCAGGAAAAUGCAGUUAAAAGAUGUUUUGCCACCUGAAAAUAAAACCAAAGCGUUCAGAGCGAGACCGGUCCCAAAAUGUGUUUAUAGUCCAGAUUUCAGUGACAAGCUAAAGGAGAAGGAGCUCUACAGGGAAAUCAGGAUCAGGAUGAGAGCAGAGGAGCUGCUACGAAAUUCAAGUGUACCCAACAGCAGACUGGCCUUAAAAGAGACCAACAAAAAGAAGAAACACAAGAGCACUGAGCACAAACCCAAGAUCAAACCAAGCAUUCCUGAUUUUGAACUCCUACAUGAGAAAUUCCAGAAACACCUCCUGCAACAAAAAAAAGUGAAACCCCUCACAGUCUGUGAGCCUUUCCACCUUUUUACUUCAUACAUUCCCUCAAACAAGGACAAGAUCUUGAAGGACAUUCAAGAGGAUGAAGAAACAUUGAAGGAAACACGGUGGCCAUUUGCCUCUCUGAGACGGAAACCUCAGAUGGGGCAGUCAGGGGAAAACCCACAUGUCUGGAGAAGAGGAAAACCCAAACCUCCCAAAAACACAGAAGCCACCAGACGACGGCUACAAGCCCUAAGGAAUUCCCUUGAGGAAAAGAGAAAGCUGGAAGAACAACAAAAGAGGAACAGAACCAAGCAGAAACAAAGAACGAAAAAAUUCCAGAAAAUUGUGAUGGCUCGGGCUGAGGCAAAUGACCCACAUCAGAGCCUAGCUCAGAUGUCUAAAUCCAGAUUAAAAACAUUCAGGAACAACGAGAGGCAGAGAAGGCAGGAAUAUUUGCAAGAACUGCAAGAAAUGGAAAAAAGAGUAAAACAAAUGCCAUUGCUUUUUGAAAGAGUUGCUCAGAAAAAUGCCAGAAUUGCUGCAGAAAAGUAUUAUUCAAACAGACUGAGAGCACUGGGGAUCUGCCCAGAGUUUGUUUCAAAGAAAGGAGGAGCAGCCAAAUCACUGCAAUUCUCCAAUGCUGGAGAUUUUACCUCUGCUGCUGUCAGAAAAAGAAUCAAAAAGGUUAAAGGGAAAAAAGGGGAAUCCUUUGAGGAAGCACCUGGUGACAAUCCCCAGUGUGAGCAGUCCUGGGAGGAGGAGGAGGAAGAGAAGGGACAAGGUGUCAAAACCUCCACCCCAGAUGAGCAGUGCAGUGACCUGGAGGAUGGGGACGAGGCCAGAGCCAGCCCUGAUGUCCUUGAGCCUGAAUUCAGCCAGACCAGUGAUGAGGAUGAGGAGGAGGAAGAGGAGGAAGCAAAGUCUAGCCCAUCACUUGGUCAUUCCCAGGAGGAAGAGGAGGAGGAAGAGGAAGCCAAGGCAGACUUGUCACUUGGUCAUUCCCAGGAGGAAGAGGAGGAGGAGGACGAGGAGGAAGAAGAGGAUGAGUCCAGGCCCAGCUCUCAGUCUGACAGGUCCCAGGAGCAUGAAGAGGAAGCUCAGUCAGACCCUGAAGCUGAGGCUGCUUUCCAGUAUGAGGAUGAGGAGUAUGAGAGUGAUGAUUCCCAGUGAUGAGGAAGGGGACUGACAGGAAGGGCUGCCACUCAGGAACCUCUUCCACUGCUGGCUGUGGAACAGUCACCAGAGUAAAACUUGGUGCUUUGCUACAAAUCCAAAAUUCUGUGAAUUUUUACCUCUUGGUUUAAGGCACCUGCUAGUG
Sturnus vulgaris (Common starling) is the source of this 2508-nucleotide messenger RNA. NCBI's taxonomy places the organism in Eukaryota, Metazoa, Chordata, Aves, Passeriformes, Sturnidae. The record is from RefSeq and is a predicted model, not a curated record.